Molecule: messenger RNA, 1197 nt
Organism: Acanthosepion pharaonis
Lineage: Eukaryota; Metazoa; Mollusca; Cephalopoda; Sepiida; Sepiidae
Source: the annotation of a GenBank genome assembly
AUGCCUGUAUUUUCGAAAAGAAAAUAUUCUGGUCAUGUUGCGUGGUCAAAGUUCACAUUGAUACAAUCUAAUCAGUCUAAGCACAAUAUUCCUCUUCAUUUGAUUUUUUAUUUAGCUGUCUCCCUUUUUUCUCUCUGUCUUUCUCCGUCGUCUGUAACUUUAAACUUUAUUUUCUUUUUCUUUUCUUUUCUUUUAACACCGUUUUCUAACAUUCCUUUGCCUUCUUUAUCUUUCUUUAUCACUUUCCGUGUGUUGCUCGCUCUCUCUCUCUUUCUCUUUCUUUCUUACUUACUCGGUGUUACUCACUCAUUCUCUCUUUUUCACUCACAUUCGACAUUUACAUACUCUCUUUCACUCUCUCUCUCUCUCUUUCUCUCUUACUUACUCGGUGUUACUCACUCAUUCUCUCUUUUUCACUCACAGUCGCUCUCUUCGACAUUUACAUACUCUCUUUCACUCUCUCUCUCUCUCUCUUUCUCUCUUUCUUUCUUACUUACUCGGUGUUACUCACUCAUUCUCUCUUUUUCACUCACAGUCGCUCUCUUCGACAUUUACAUACUCUCUUUCACUCUCUCUCUCUCUCUUUCUCUCUUACUUACUCGGUGUUACUCACUCAUUCUCUCUUUUCCUCACAGUCGCUCUCUUCGACAUUUACAUACUCUCUUUCACUCUCUCUCUCUCUUUCUCUCUUUCUUUCUUACUCGGUGUUACUCACUCAUUCUCUCUUUUUUUUCACAGUCGCUCUCUUCGACAUUUUACAUACUCUCUUUCCUCUCUCUCUCUCUCUUUCUCUCUUACUUACUCGGUGUUACUCACUCAUUCUCUCUUUUUCACUCACAGUCCCUCUCUUCGACUUUUACAUACUCUCUCUCUCUAUCUCUUUCUCUGUCUCACACUGCCUCAACUUUCUUUUUUUUUUCUAAAAUAUUGAUAUUCGAUUUUCCUAAUCUUCUCUUUCUAUCUUUGAAUAAUUGUCUUUUAUUUAUUUUUCCUUACACUUUCAAAUUGUCUCGCCACUUAGUAUCAAUGGAUAACUGUCACCUGCUUUCGUUAAACACACAAAACAACACAGACACAGCUGAGACAAAACCGAAAUUAGUGCCAUUCAAGCAAAUGCUCACAUUUCAAUAUUCUAAUGGCCACAAUGAUUUCACAACAGCCAUUCGUGCCACUCCUGUGACGUCAGAGUUGUUCUAA